AGUAUUGAUAGGGAUCCCCACCUUCCUUUUCAACGUCAUUCCACCAUUCGUUUAAAAUCCUCGCCGGGGCCAUCGCGACCACUCCUCAUCACAACCGUUCAGUUCACUCGACGCCUCCUCCUCCGUCACCGCCAUGUCGAAGAAGGACUGCGGCAACCACUGCCACGACGGAAAGGAGAAGCUCUACCGCCGCCUCUUCGGAUGCCUCCUUGCCACCAUCUUCGUGAUCCUGCUGAUCAUCCUCAUCGUCUGGCUGGUCCUCCGGCCGUCCAAGCCGUCGUUCGUCCUCCAGGACGCCACCGUCCUCCAAUUCAACGUCACCGGGGCCCCCAACCUGCUGAGCGCCACGCUGCAGGUGACGCUUGUCUCCCGCAACCCCAACGAUCGGGUGGGCGUCUACUACGAGCGGAUGGAAGUGUAUGCCGCCUACAUGAACCAGCAGGUGACCCUCCGUACGGUGCUGCCGCCGACCUACCAGGGCCACGGCGAGAUCUCCGUCUGGUCCCCCUUCCUCUCCGGCAACAAUGUCCCCGUAGCCCCCUUCCUCGCCGCCUCCCUCGCCCAGGCCCAGUCGUACGGCACCGGCAUGUUCUCCAUCCGCGUCGACGGCUGGGUCCGGUGGAAGGUCGGCAGCUGGAGCUCGGGCCGUUACCACCUUUACGUCGACUGCAACGCCUACCUCACCCUCACCGGCCGCGGAAAGCCUGCCGUCUUCCCCAUCGCCCACUGCUACACCGAUGUCUGACGGCCGUCCGAUCUACGAAGCAAAGGGUCAAAUGCAAGAGAAAUAACUCGUUAUGCCUUGUAUAUUUUUUAUUAAUAGUUAUUAUUAUGAAUAUUUCCUCGAAAAAGAAGAAUGCAUCCCUCUUUGUACUGAUUCAGAACUGCAGACAUUUUCAAUAAUAUGUUAAGAAUUCUGUUA
Nymphaea colorata (pocket water lily) is the source of this 922-nucleotide messenger RNA. Its product is annotated as NDR1/HIN1-like protein 1. NCBI's taxonomy places the organism in Eukaryota, Viridiplantae, Streptophyta, Magnoliopsida, Nymphaeales, Nymphaeaceae. Gene Ontology annotation, biological process: defense response to other organism. The transcript has a single exon. The record is from RefSeq and is a predicted model, not a curated record. Bases 134 to 745 code for a protein of 203 amino acids.